AUGAGUGCAAGGGGAGAUCCUUCAACGCAACAGCCGGUACCGUAUGGAGACAAGUCGAUGGAUCCAUCAGAUGAAAUCCGCGAGCCAGCGAGGCAAGAGAUUGGGAAAGAGCCGAAUACCUCCCCAAGCCACCCAAAGGUGGCGCCACAGAGGGAUCAGAAAACGCGGAGAGAUCAGAACCAAAAUGGACAAAAGAGCAAAGGGGAGGAGAAAGUCCGGAAAAUCCACAUUGAUGAGCAUUUUGGGAAGGGUGCCGUUGCUGGUGGGCUUCGUGGCGUGAAGAGACCGCUGACAACUGGCGCGGAUGUGAACACAGGAGCUAAUUCGGACGAAAACGUCGAAAAGGCCGGAGACGCUUUAGCCGUAUUUGACGCUAUUGUCAAAGGCAAUUCCGAAACAGCUAUUAACCUCAUCAAGCGCAAUGGACUCAAGCUGGAAACUCGACACGGACCGUCGCAGCGAACGGCCCUGCACCAAGCCGCCGUCAUGAACAACGAAGAAGUCGUGGUAGAGAUCCUGCGACACCCCGAGUCUCGCAGUUACAUUGAGAUUAGGGACCAUUUCGGCAGAACAGCAUUGCACAAAGCAGUGGAGAAUGGGCAUAUCAAUCUCGCUCGCAUUCUGCUACGAAGUGGGGCGAUCCUGGAUGCCCCGGAUGACCAACACAUAUCACCGUUGCAUCUGGCAGUCUGGGGAGCCAAUUCUCCCGCGACCCCAAGGGAUGUGAACACGGUUAACUUUCUGCUCGAACACGGGGCCGAGGUCAACUGGAAAGAUAAAUUUGGGGAUUCACCGCUACAUGACGCAUCGGAAAAGGCCAACGAGAAGAUCAUGGAACUGUUGUUCAAGUACGGUGCAGAUCCGAACAGCGUCAAUGUCGAUGGCAAAACACCGCAGAGCCUCGUGCCCCCCGGAAAUCCUGUGGCAAAACUCUUCGAUAGACCCCGGGAGAAGUGGCGUUCGAUCAAGGUGCCCGAGAGCCGCUCAUAUUGUACGGCCGAGCAGGAGAAUGUAUGUAAGGAGUUUUUUGUGGACAUUAAGUUCUAUUGGCGAGACAAGGUCUCCUGGUCGACGAAGAUGUCGGUGUUUGACGUGGUGUACAACCUGGAGGAAGAAGAGGUUGGCUUGGGGAUUGACUCUGGAGACCAGUCUGGGACACCAAAGACGGCGCUAGAAAAGCUCGAGGCCAAAUUCGUCGAAAUCGUCCAAAAUGCCGAGGAAGGCAGGAACCUCCAGCUUCCCGUAAAUGCUGGAGAGAUCUGGAAGUGGAUCAAUUUUCCCGCUAACAACAUGACAUGGGUCAAGGAUUUGGUCUGGCACCUGACGAGUAAAUACAAUGAUAAUGCCAGGAGAUAUCAUGCGUGGCGGUUUCUUGAAGAGAACAUGUGGGAAAGAAAAGGAGGAACUCUCCAUGGAUGCAUCCGAAAUCCCCACGCCGAAGACAAAUUAGAGCAUCAGCCAGAAGACAAAGACGACGACGAGAUAGACAGAACUUCUGGUCAGACGUCCCCGGAACUUUGGGGCAACACUGCAAUUGGAGGUGACCCGACUCCGGGAGCAGACAGCAAAAGAAUGAUUUCUCUUGUGGUUCCGUUUAUCGAUUUUGAGACCGAGCAUUAUCUUGAGCGUCGUCACCAGAAACACCACGGAAAGAGACAGUUCCGGAUAAUGGCCAGUUUGGAAGACAACUAUCCGCAGUAUGAGGGAUCUAGCGGUCUUCAGGUCCCUCAGACUUUGGAUCAGUCAUAUUAUGAUACCCUUAGCACGGAAGAUCUUAGAGCGCGAGACAAGGACCAGGUGGUCUACAAAUGGUUCAAAGACAUCAUCGAUCGACAGAAGCCGCCGGAAGGGAACCAGAUACUAUUAGAACCACCACCGGAGAACCGUGACGAUGCCAAUGUCUCAAGUGAGUCUACACUGGAAGUUGGGAGAGGAGGAGAGAAGUGCAGUGGCAGCCAUAAAACUCCACUAACAGAAAACUUUUUGACAGACCUAUCCAGCCCCAAAUCGACAACGGAGAAGUUAGAUGACGAUGUCAAUUCAGAGCACGAUGUCAAGGUGGAUGUCCAGUCACCUCGAAGUCCUGGAGGUGGACCGCGCUCAUCGGUCAAACGGUUGCGCGUUGCCACCACUUUUUUGACUAGCAUGUCUCGGUUGUCAGAAAGCAGGAGGUCAACCUCGGAAGAGAAGAAACCGAAACACCAAAAGAUAGGUAGAAAGGAGAAAGGUACCAUGGUGGCGGGCGAGAGUUUAGCAAAGCUCCUUAUGGUUCACCAGCUAUGGCUAUGGAAACUGGAUGAAAGUACGGUUAUCACGGCCCUACCGGAGAGAUGGCACAUUGGAACAGAAGAUACUUUGCUAGACACAAUUCGUCAGAGCGGCAAUGACACAAUCGCCCGACCGGAAGCCCUCAUCGAACACAUCUUGUCCGAAUGUGCUACUUACCCAGAUGAGUUUCGAUAUGCGGGAGUGGGCGACCAUAUAUUGGAUAUAUUUGAGAGUUCGAUUGCAAAAUUGUCUCAUGCUGAAGCCAAAUACUUUAAAAAAUUCUAUGAAUUCAUACUCAAAGACACGGCGAAUCACGAUUCUCAGGAGGAUCCUCUUUCUAGGAAUGACCCAGAAUCUCGUGGAGAUCCAACUUCGAUCAACAAGGAAGUCUUCUUUAUCUACCAGGUCAAGGAUAUCCUUGACGAGCUCCACAUGAUCCGACGGGUGUUUGGGAACCAGCGAGAGGUAGUCGAAAAGUUCCUGAACAUCAUACGACCUGGACAGUCCCCACAGGACACGCAGUACAAGCAGCGGUUCAUGCAGAAUUGCCGUAUAGACGCCUUCAUUGACAAGACUCUCAGGCUGGAAGAUGAUGCAAAGAGGAUUCUAGGCGACCUCGACUACCUUGUGCAGGUAAAGCAGGCACAGAGCUCUCUUAAUGAGGCGCUAAUUGCUUCAGAGGAAGCAAAGAAGUCUCAGAGGCUAAACAACUAUAUCAUGCUAUUUACUGUCGUCACUGUGAUCUUUACCCCCCUUUCAUUCAUGACCGGCCUCUUUGCCAUUCCAAUCGAUGACUUUCCACGCGAUAGCACUGGGGACAUAAGCUACCGGUCCUCAUGGAUAACAGGCCGCAUGUUUGCCGGAGAACUCGUCAGCCUUAUCGUUAUCGGCAUUGGGUUCAUCAUCAUGUGGCGGAGGGGAGAUCUCGGCCCACCGUCGCUGAAGUUCCGGUUCCGCCUAUCCCAGGCUUCUAGCUCCACUCCUCUACAACCCUCCAGUCUUAGGUCCUCGUUGAGACGACCACCACCAUCGCCAGAAAGGCCCCGGCGUACUCUGCUCCGUAACGAGACCGAAGAGCCGUACACCAACAUCUCCCAGGCGGCUUUCAGAGGGAAUAAUCCGGAUGCCCGGAUAUCUGGUCUGCCAGGAUCGGGGGACCGCGUUCGAAUGGGGUGGAAGAAAUCGAAGCAUUCUCAUGAUGAGGAGAGUCAGCCGCCAAUCUUCACCGACCGUUGA
Messenger RNA from Rhinocladiella mackenziei CBS 650.93, 3504 nucleotides. RefSeq lists its product as uncharacterized. Gene Ontology annotation, cellular component: nucleus; cytoplasm; membrane. The coding region runs from base 1 to 3504 and encodes 1167 amino acids. Lineage: Eukaryota; Fungi; Ascomycota; Eurotiomycetes; Chaetothyriales; Herpotrichiellaceae. The record is from RefSeq and is a predicted model, not a curated record. The transcript has 12 exons. Gene Ontology annotation, biological process: metal ion transport; transmembrane transport. Gene Ontology annotation, molecular function: metal ion transmembrane transporter activity; protein binding.